AUGGACCGCGACGUCGCGCGCGACGACGCCUCGUCGCCGGCGCAGGAUGCGAACGAGAUGUUUGAGGUGUGCGAGGCACCGACGCCGUCGUUCGACGUGCGGACGGACCGACCGAGGGGAACGGGAGCGCUGGCGAGACGGGCGGACGUGCACGCGCGGGGCGAGUGGCAUCGAAGCGCGCACGUGUGGAUCGUGGACGCGAAGACGCGCGCGGUGGUGCUACAGAAGCGUUCGAUGGGGAAGGAUACGUUUCCUGGGAUGUGGGACAUCUCCGCGGCUGGACACGUGAGCGCUCGGGACGACGGCGACUCGCUCCGAGCGGCGGCGUGCGAGUUGGAGGAGGAGUUGGGCGUGCGAUUGAGCGAUGCGAGGCGCGAUUUGACGUUUCAGUUCUGUAUUCCCGCCGCGCAGGCGGCGCUGGGCGGGUGCAACUGUUACGAGGACGUGUACUUCCUGCGUUGGGAUCGCGACUCCGCGGGCGACGACUUCGCGCUCGGUCACGCCGAGGUCACGGCGACGCGAUGGGAAUCCAUCGACGAUCUCCGCGCCGCGUUGAACGGGGCGUCCGAUGAACACGUCCCUCGAACUAAACAGUACCUCGACGUUUUCUUCCCCGCCCUCGACGCUUUCGUGAAUCACGAUCGAUCUUCGUCCUAA
Molecule: messenger RNA, 657 nt
Organism: Ostreococcus tauri
Lineage: Eukaryota; Viridiplantae; Chlorophyta; Mamiellophyceae; Mamiellales; Bathycoccaceae
Product: DNA polymerase III, clamp loader complex,gamma/delta/delta subunit, C-terminal
Exons: 1
Coding region: 1-657 (218 amino acids)
Biological process (GO): isopentenyl diphosphate biosynthetic process
Cellular component (GO): cytoplasm
Molecular function (GO): isopentenyl-diphosphate delta-isomerase activity
Source: RefSeq, a predicted model, not a curated record